Molecule: messenger RNA, 915 nt
Organism: Bufo bufo (common toad)
Lineage: Eukaryota; Metazoa; Chordata; Amphibia; Anura; Bufonidae
Gene: HOXB1
Product: homeobox B1
Exons: 2
Coding region: 1-915 (304 amino acids)
Biological process (GO): regulation of transcription by RNA polymerase II
Cellular component (GO): nucleus
Molecular function (GO): DNA-binding transcription factor activity, RNA polymerase II-specific; RNA polymerase II cis-regulatory region sequence-specific DNA binding
Source: RefSeq, a predicted model, not a curated record
AUGGACAAUACCAGAAUGGGCUCCUUUUUGGACUAUGCGAUUUGUAAUCGUGGCACCAGUGCCUACUCACCCAGAGGAUACCACCAUUUAGACCAAGGGGCACCAUCCUUUCCAGCAUGCCCCAGCACCAGUGACAUUUAUAACGGUGACGGGCGGUUUGUAGUCGGGGGAGCUGGUGCCUUCUCCAGCCAGAUCCAGCAGCAGCAACAGCAGAACCACGGCUAUCAUCAUCACCACCCUUCAGGAGCCAGCGUGGCAUAUGCCAGCUCCAUCCCCAGCUACACUUCACAGACUUGCAGCCAGGGUUAUGGGCACCAAGUCUAUGUCAGCCAAGAAGCAGAAGGAGCUUAUUAUCAGCAGCAGCAGCCUUAUUCCCCCAACACUGGCUCUUUGUCAGAUGGAUACUGUGGAGCAGUGCCAGGUCCUGUGCCUUACCAUCUACAACCAUCAUUCGGCCAAGAGCACCAAGCCUUGUUAGAGAGCUACCCUAACCAUUCCCCUCUGCUACACGAGGAGAAAGAUGUCUCCUGCCAACCUGAGCUGCUCUCAGCAAAUCCCACUUUUGAGUGGAUGAAAGUGAAGAGGAAUCCACCAAAGACCACCAAACCUGCCGAUUAUGGGUUAAAUUCUCAACAGAACAGCAUGAGAACCAACUUCACCACCAAGCAGCUGACCGAACUGGAGAAGGAGUUCCACUUUAACAAGUACCUGACCCGGGCCAGACGAGUGGAGAUCGCUGCCUCCUUGGAACUGAACGAAACUCAGGUGAAAAUCUGGUUUCAGAACCGGAGGAUGAAACAGAAGAAAAGGGAGAAGGAAGGAGUCACCUCCUGCAUCAUUAAGGAGUCAUUAAAAGAGAGCAGUGAGACCUCAGACCUCUCCACCUCACCAGACACCUCACCCAGCCCCCCCUAA